AAUAUAUGGAUCUGAUGUGGAUUGAAUGUGUUUUUUACACCGGCAGUUUUAAAUCGUCGGAGUGAACCGAGGUGCGUCUUUGCGCGACUGGGGGGGUCUACCGUCGGUCAGUGUCUGUCAAACAGCGUCUCACUGGGGGCAGUCUUAUUGGCUUUUUUAUGUCACUGAUUGAAUUGGAUUUUGAGGUUAUAAAGUUUACCUGUAUUAGUGUGUGUCAGUGUAAUGCUCCACAGUUAUUCAAUAUUGUAGACUAGGCUAAUAAUGAUAUAAUUGAAUCUGGAGCAGAACUAAUAUGGACAAUUGUAAACCAUUCCUGAAAUCGUAUUUUUUUAUUGAACACGUAUAGUAUGUAGGUUGUAAAGCAGAUAAAUUCUGUUCUCUGUGAAAAUGUUCUCAUAAAUGUAAUGUUUUUAUUGUUAUUUUGACCCUUAGAGAAUCCUUUCCAGCAUAUCUAAUGUGGAAAAUUGGUUGGGGAAAUGAAAACAGUGAUGGAAGUUUUACACCCUUGGCGCUGUGCUUUUGAUGGCGUUCUUGCAGAGGACUGGAGACUACUGCCACGCUCAACAUCCCAGAGCAUAGGCUGAUCCAGGGGAGGAUGCCCACUGCUCUGCCUUCUCCGCCUAAUACCCUGCACUGAUCCCUGGGUACCAACGCAUCGAGGGCUCCCUGCCUCCCAGGACUCUCCACACCCUAGGUCUGUCACUCUAAGACCCUCUCUCAGGAACCCUAAUGGGAUGAUUGGACUAACUAUUCCACGACUCUUCAGUGAAAGCCCAAGACCUCAUCUAAACCAACCACAGUGACCCUCCCAAGGAUCGACCAACCCGAGGACAGACUUGUAUUUUUUAUUGUCUUAAAGGAGAGACAGGACUGAGAACGUCUGCAGGAGUUUAGCCCACCAGCGACCGUGGCCACCGUGGACGACCAGUUUGUGUUCCCCUUGCGUCCCUGUCCGUGUUGCGUUCGCCCCCCCAGCUGGGUAAGGGUUGUCAACAUGGCCCGUAUGAACCGUCCGGCGCCGGCCGAGGUGUGCUACAAGAACAUGCGGCUGCUCAUCACGCACAACCCCACCAACUCCACCCUCAACAGCUUCAUCGAGGACCUUAAGAAGUACGGAGCCACGACGGUAGUGAGAGUGUGUGAGAUCACCUAUGAUAAGGCUCCAUUGGAGAAGGAUGGCAUCACCGUGGUGGACUGGCAGUUUGACGAUGGUGCGCCCCCUCCCUCUAAGGUGGUGGAGGACUGGCUGAGUCUGCUACGGUCUCGUUUCCUGGAAGACCCGGGCUGCUGCGUGGCCGUGCACUGUGUGGCUGGACUGGGCAGAGCCCCGGUGCUGGUGGCGUUGGCACUGAUCGAGAGUGGGAUGAAGUAUGAGGAUGCCAUCCAGUUCAUCAGACAGAAGCGCAGAGGGGCGAUCAACAGCAAGCAGCUGACCUACCUGGAGAAGUACCGCCCCAAACAGAGACUGCGCUACAAAGACCCACACAUCUUCAAGAACAAGUGCUGCAUCAUGUGACCCCCAUUUCCACCCUCAGCCAAUCAACUGCCUGCCACCUGAUCGAUCUGACCCGAAUGGAUAACGACAAUGGACAAGUCCACAGCCAAUGCACUUUGUGACUGAACUAUGAGAACUAUGAAUCAUGGAGUGAGCUAAGCA
Messenger RNA from Oncorhynchus mykiss (rainbow trout), 1657 nucleotides. Lineage: Eukaryota; Metazoa; Chordata; Actinopteri; Salmoniformes; Salmonidae. The record is from RefSeq and is a predicted model, not a curated record.